CAUCAGCACAGGCUCGUCGCGUUGCCAUCACAACAACCUUCCGAGGACUCAUCUUUCACGUUCGAUAUCAUGGCCGAUACAGCAGAACAAAUCGACACGGCGCCGGUCGUCGAGCAAGAGGGACAGGACAUGGUGUUAGCGACAACGAAUGCCGAGGUUGCAGCGCCAACUGGAAAGAAAGUCGUCAAGAAGAUCAUUCGCAAGAAGAAGCGACCCGCGCGAGCCCAAGUCGACCCCGAUUUCGUCACAUCAGAACCCCCUCCUCAAACCGGUACAAUCUUCAACAUCUGGUAUAACAAGUGGUCUGGUGGUGAUCGAGAAGACAAGUACCUAUCGAAGACCAAGGCGAAGGGUCGCUGCAAUGUCGCCAAGGAUAGCGGAUAUACCAAGGCCGACGCGAUGCCUGGAAGCUACUUCUGUUUGCGCUUUGCGCGCGGCGUUUGUCCCAAAGGUCAAGACUGCGAUUUCCUUCACAGGUUACCUGGAACAUACGAUCACUUCAACCCCAAUGUCGACUGCUUUGGACGCGACAAGUUUUCCGAUUACCGAGACGACAUGGGUGGUGUCGGAAGUUUUAUGAGGCAGAACAGGACAGUGUAUGUUGGAAGGAUUCACGUUACAGACGAUAUCGAAGAGAUUGUGGCGCGACACUUUGCAGAAUGGGGCCCUGUCGAGCGCAUUCGUGUUCUCAAUACCCGAGGUGUCGCUUUCAUCACAUACGUCAACCAAGCCAAUGCCGAAUUUGCCAAAGAGGCCAUGGCACAUCAGUCUCUCGACCACGAGGAAGUGCUCAACGUUCGCUGGGCAACAGCCGAUCCCAACCCUAUGGCGCAAGCUCGAGAGGCACGCAAAAUCGAGGAGCAAGCCGCUGAAGCUAUACGAAGAGCUCUUCCCGCAGAAUUCGUCGCUGAAAUCGAAGGCCGAGAUCCCGAAGCUAGAAAGCGACGGAAGAUCGAAAGCAGUUAUGGUCUUGAGGGAUACGAGGCGCCCGAUGAAAUUCAUUUUGCCCGAGGCACUCAGGCAGUAAACCCCCUGGGUCGAGCAGGAUUCGAAGUAGAAUAUCAGGAACGACCAAUGAUUGAAACCGGAGAGUCCGGCGAACCACCGGCUCAAGUUGAAGAGCAACAGCCUCAGCCUCAGCCUCAACAAGAGACUGGCGGUAUCUUCUCAGGCAGCACCCUUGCGGCUCUCAAUAAGGCCAAGGUUUCGGUAGCAUCGAAACCCAAAGCAGCGGCUACGACAGGACCUUUGGUGGCAUAUGGCAGUGAUAGCGACAGCGAUGAUGAAUAGGGACAAGGCGUUUUGAUUGAUAUUUAGAAAUGCAUAGAUAUUUUGUAUUACAAUAAUGAUACCACAAGCAGCACACGAUAUUAGCUGUUGAAAAUUCUAGAGUACA
Molecule: messenger RNA, 1396 nt
Organism: Fusarium redolens
Lineage: Eukaryota; Fungi; Ascomycota; Sordariomycetes; Hypocreales; Nectriaceae
Exons: 2
Coding region: 70-1290 (406 amino acids)
Cellular component (GO): Prp19 complex; U2-type catalytic step 2 spliceosome; U2-type catalytic step 1 spliceosome
Molecular function (GO): U6 snRNA binding; metal ion binding; pre-mRNA binding
Source: RefSeq, a predicted model, not a curated record